Onthophagus taurus is the source of this 1195-nucleotide messenger RNA. RefSeq names its product GATA zinc finger domain-containing protein 10. The record is from RefSeq and is a predicted model, not a curated record. Lineage: Eukaryota; Metazoa; Arthropoda; Insecta; Coleoptera; Scarabaeidae.
AGUGUUGUGUGGAACGUCACCGAUGGUGUGGUGGAAGAAUCUUUUUUAAUGUACCAUUGGUAGGGUGGCCGCUCACCUGACCGAGACGGUCUUGGUACAAAUGCAUGCUUCCUGGUCAUCCGCUUAUUAAACUGUAUCCGUUCUUCGUCCAGAACAGUACUGGGACUACACACGACUCAUCUUUUAACAUGAAAUCUUUAAUACUUCUUUGUUGUUUCUUCACGGUUGUUAUUGCUGAAAAGCAAUUGAAGCUUGAAGAUAUCGAACGCGAUAACUUGGCGAGUGAAAGAGAAAACAAAGAACAAAAAGGCACGUUAAAAUUUUCGCCAAAAUAUUCCCAACCUUAUAACCCACCUUCGUUUAGAUCAUCGCAACCGAAUAAUUUUGGAUUUACACCGAUAAAUGACAAAGCAAAAUUGCAAUUUCAAUCGACGAGAAUCCAACAAGAAAUUCAUCAAGAGAAUCAACAAGAAAAUCAACAAGAACAAAUCCAAUAUUCCCCUCCCCAAUAUUAUUAUCAACAACAACCCCAAAUUCAACCUCAACCCCAACCCCAACCACAAAUAAUUAAUCAAUACCCAUAUGAACAAACCCCUUAUAUCAUUGACAAUCAAAUUAACACCCCUCAAUAUGUUUAUCUCCAACCAUCUUCGUCGAAUAACAUUCAAAUGGUGGUUGAUUCAAAAGGACAAGUAAAAUACUUCAUGUACGUCCCUGUACCGUAUGUCAAACAAGAUUCACAAUAUAAUAAUGUUGGGCCUCAAAUUUUUACUCAAGAAGCUGAAUAUCAAGCGCAAAAUUCCAACUCGCAAUAUGAGAAUCAACCUCAAUUUUCUGAAACGCCACAACAACCUCAACUUCAACAACAAAUUAGUUAUGUGCCGGUUGAAAAAACUCAAUACACUCCGAAAGGGGAACCACAAAGUCUUUUGGAUUCCUAUGUUCCAUCGGUGCUUCAAUAUCAAUAUUAUAAACAACAAGAACAACAAGGUUUGAAUAGUUUGGUGAAGAAAUCUUCGGGAAAAUUGAAUCAAAAACGUUAUAAUUCCCCGCAACAAAUUUAUACCAUACCAAGUGAUUCCUCAGAAUUGGCUUAUCCACCACAGUUACCUACGACGUUUAAGAGUUAUACAUCAGUUAAAAGUAAUCAUAAAUAAAAAUGAGUACGAUUUAUAAUUUCUUAUAUAUUUCUAAG